Messenger RNA from Astyanax mexicanus (Mexican tetra), 1679 nucleotides. Its product is annotated as GTPase IMAP family member 5. The record is from RefSeq and is a predicted model, not a curated record. Bases 98 to 1447 code for a protein of 449 amino acids. NCBI's taxonomy places the organism in Eukaryota, Metazoa, Chordata, Actinopteri, Characiformes, Acestrorhamphidae. The transcript has 3 exons. Gene Ontology annotation, molecular function: GTP binding.
GAGAGCUGGACUCUCUUGGACUGUAAAAACCCUCAGACCGGGCGUUGCCUCUUCUGUCUACUUCUGAGCUGACUUCAGGAAGGAACAUCAGGGUGAAAUGGCUUCUGACACACAAAAGACGAGUACUGAUGCUUCAGUACAGAUAGUUUUAAUCGGCAAUUCUGGUUCUGGUAAAAGCUGCUCUGGAAGCACAAUACUUAACCAGAAACACUUCUUAUCAGAUGCAUCUGCAAAGUCAGUCACUCUGAGAUGCCAAAUUGAAACUGAAAUAAUCAACGGCAGGACGGUUACUGUAGUGGAUACUCCAGGCUGGGACUGCACAGAACGUUCCCUGCAAGAAGUCGAGAGAGAAAUACAGAAGGUUCUGCAGACUCUCAAUGGACCAUACUCCUUCCUCCUGGUUAUAAAGGUUGGUCUUGUGGAAGUUGAAGAAAUUAAUAAAAUCUACAGACUCGAAAAAGUCCUUGGUUCUUCAUAUCUAGAACACACCACCAUCCUGUUUACCCACAGUGAUAAUCUUGAAUUUAAAACCUUUGAGCAAUUUCUCAGGGAAGGAGGAAAAGAGUUUCAAGAGCUGUUAAGGAGUGUCGGUCACAGAUGCCACUCCUGGAACAACAGAGACGAGAGAUCUGAUGAAGACGUGGAGAAAGUCCUGGAAAACCUGAUAAAGACAGAGAUGAGGAGUUCGGCAAGUAGUUCCCAGCUCAGCAUCAACAAAAAACAGCCCAGCAAAAAAAUCCCACCUGAGGAGACUGGAAGCAGUGAAAAGACCUUCAGAGAGGAAGAAACUCCCAUUGAUGCCCAAAUAUGCCAAAACACUGUCCGAGUUUUAUUCCUUGGAAUGACAAAGGGGGGAAAAACCUCAAGUAUCAGGAAUCUCCAAAAACACGGAGAACAAACUGAAAACAAGGAUGUCUACAAAUAUGUUGCACCUGAGCUUAGUCUGCAGCUCAUAGACUCUCCAGGCUUUGAUGAAAAUUCAGAAGAAAUCCAGAAGAUUAUCUGCGAAUCCGUGUCCACUUAUAAACCUCAUGUCAUGAUGAUUGUGAUGAGCGUUGGCCGCUUCACUCCAGAAUCGAAAAGAAUCAUGCAGCACGUUCAGGAUUGUCUGGGGCAGAAUGCCGCUAAACACACAAUGUUCCUUUUCACAGGAAAAGAUGAUCUGAAUAAAAAAACGAUCGAUUGCUUCAUUCAAGAGAAUGCAGACCUCUGUGAACUCGUGAGCAAAAAUGGGAACAGAGUUCACGCACUGAAUAACAGAGAUGCCAGCGAACGGAGCCAAAUGGAGGAACUGCUGCAGAAGAUUGCUAUCAUGCACGAGGAAAAUAGAGGAGAAUUCUACAAUUUAGAGAAAUGUUCAGGAUCAGUGGAUGGGAAAGGAAUCAGGUCUCAUCUGAGUGGAGCUUAUAGUUGGAUGAAAAAAAAAGUCGGCUUCGACCACAAGUAAAGUAAAAUGUUCACAUUUACACAUGCUACGUAUUGUGCAAUUACCAUUAAUUAUUCUCUCCAGAAGUGUGGAAAACAUGCCAUAACAUAUAAUAAUCAAAUAAUGCAUUAUAACAUCUCAUAAUUACUGGGUGUAUGUUCCGAUUGUAAGGUUAAUCAUCUGUUGUAAUUAGAUCUCUCACUGUUUAUUAAUUCAUGUUGACUUAAUAAAAAAAAUACAUUUCAUAAUUGCC